Pseudopipra pipra is the source of this 2188-nucleotide messenger RNA. It is a transcript of the gene LRRC39, whose product is annotated as leucine rich repeat containing 39. Lineage: Eukaryota; Metazoa; Chordata; Aves; Passeriformes; Pipridae. Gene Ontology annotation, molecular function: protein binding. The transcript has 12 exons. The coding region runs from base 485 to 1504 and encodes 339 amino acids. Gene Ontology annotation, biological process: signal transduction. The record is from RefSeq and is a predicted model, not a curated record.
UUCAUAACUAUCAGGACCUUAAUACUCUCUAGAAUAUCCUGUAUUUUUAUAAGCUGAAAGUAGUUUCAGUCCCUAAUGCUUUCCAGUUAUUUUUGUUUCUUAUAGAAAGCAUCUGUCCGUUAAAACCAAGUGAGAAAGAAAGAAAGAAAGAGAAAACAAAUUAAAAAAGAAGGAUCUUGUUUUGUUAUUCUUACAUUAGGCAAUGCUGUACAGGUGAUUCAAACUAUUUCUUCUGAUCUUGAACAUACAGUACUCAAGGCUACCAAAAGAGCACAGCCUAGUGGCUGCUUUCCUGCAAGCAUAUUGUUGUGGACUAUUUGAAGAAAUAGAAUGUUAAAAAUGUUUCAUGGUUGGAAGCAUGAAAAGGGAAAGCAAUGAGUCACAGAAAAUCCUUGAAAACACCAAAUAAUUGAGCUGGUAACUGAUACAUGGGCUGAUGCAUUCCAUCAGAUUCCUGGGACUGCAUUUGAACAUGUAAAGGAUCAUGGCUGAAACUGCAGUUUGCCUUGGCACAUUCACUGCUGUGAAGACACUUUGGGAAGUGAGAAUACACAAGAUAAAUGAAGAAUUACAGAAAGAAAAGGAAUUCAGGCAGAGGUCUGCAGGAAGGCUACUGCUUGUCUGGGAGGAAAGAGCUGCUUUGGCAAAGCUCAAAGAAAGAGUUAUUAAUGAAGGUGGAAGAGCAAUUUUAAGGAUAGAGGAAGAAGAAUGGAAGACACUACCUUCGUGCUUACUGAAACUAGUCCAUCUCCAGGAAUGGCAGCUUCAUAGAACUAGUCUGCAGAAAAUUCCUCAAUUUAUUGGAAGAUUUCAGAGUCUUGUUGUUCUGGAUCUAUCCCGGAACUCAAUUGAAAGUGUACCUAAGGAAAUUGGCCAGCUGACCAGCCUCCAAGAGCUGCUUCUCAGUUACAAUAGAAUAAAGUCUGUUCCAAAGGAAAUAAGUAACUGCAUCAGUCUGGAAAGAUUGGAACUGGCUGUCAACAGGAAUAUCUGUGAUCUUCCUCCUCAGCUCAGUGAUUUAAAGAAGCUUUCACACAUAGAUUUGUGCAUGAAUCAGUUUACUACCAUCCCUUCAGCUCUCCUCAACAUGCCACAUCUAGAAUGGUUAGAUAUGGGGGGAAAUAAACUCCAGGAGCUUCCUGAUGCAAUUGACAGAAUGGAAAAUCUCCACACUUUAUGGCUCCAAAGGAAUGAGAUAAACUCUUUGCCAGAAACCAUUUGUAAUAUGAAAAAUCUUAGUACUCUUGUUCUUAGCAACAACAAGCUUAAGGAUAUUCCAGCUUGUAUGAAGGAUAUGACAAAUCUGAGAUUUGUCAACUUCAGAGACAACCCACUGGAGCUAGAGGUAACCCUCCCUCCGUGUGAGGAUACAGAGGAGGAGGAGCAGCAGGAAAUGUUCGGCAUUGAUUUCAUGCACAUGUAUAUCCAGGAGUCCCUCAAGAAAACAGGAAAUCUGGAAAGUUGUACUUCUGAUCCUCCUCUGAUCAUAAAUCCUAAUGAAUAAAGAAUGUAACUGAGAAUGGAAGACAAUACCAAGUAUACUUCUUCCCAGCAAAGAGGCCUACAACAGGUGUCAAAUAUUCUUAGGGAUUUUAUUUUUCCACUGAUGAGAACUGGUUUGCAUAUGUGUAAUUCCCAGUGACACUGGGAAAUAUAAAACCUUUUCCUGGGUACAGGAAAGACUAAAACAUUUUUUUUUUGUAAACACUGAAUUAGCUUUUUAAAAAAAUCCAGAUAAGUUUUUUAGGUUUUUUUUUCCCCUAACAAUUCCAAAUUAUCUCCUGUCAUGUAGUUGGCUCUGUUAUCAAAAAUGGACUUGGGACAGCUGUCAACAGGACAUUCUCCAAGGAUACAGCAGACUCUGUGUAAUACUGUAGUGCAGCCUUGUAUCCUUGUUGUUGUAAAUAUUCAAUCCGUCCGUGAUCAAUCAGCCGUUUACAGAGGCAACCUAUCUCCUUUCGUUCUUCAACAGUAAGUAUCCUAGUGAAUAAAAGGGAGGAAAAGAAUGAACAACAUCUGUCAGAGGAAUAGUUUGGUUAGUUAACAUUAGUAGUUAAGCUUAGAGAAACUACUGAAAUCACUGUAAGUUCAUUUCAGUCAGGCAACUGUGACUGUUGAUAUAUUUUGAAAUGUACAUCUAUAAAACCUGUAUUUUUAAAGUAAAGUAUUUCUGUAAGUUCAGUAAUAA